CCGGACACAACGAUAUGCUGCUGCAAUAUGCCCGCGGCGCGCUGCGCGGUGUGUGGAACUGGUUCUUUGAGACCCCCAACUGCCUCUUCCAGCUGUUGUAUGUAUCCUUGCUCGUAUCAUGCUACUACUGCCUUGUCACCGAAGUGUGGCCUUCCGUUGGCAUUGUGGACAAACUCAUGUCGGCUGUAUUCGGCGUCCUGGCAUUGGAGCUGUUCGUCGUCGUGUCAUUCAUUGAUCCAGGCCGCAUCACGCGCGACAACGUGAACCACUUCAAGCGGUAUCCGUCCCAUAAUGUGCUCUAUCCUGCGGGCAAGACAUGCUCCACGUGCCACACUCUCAAGAUUCCUCGGUCCAAGCACUGCCGCGUAUGCAACCACUGCGUCGCCCGCUUUGACCACCACUGCAUUUGGGUCAACACAUGCGUGGCAGUCCACAACUACGGAGCGUUCUUUGGCUUUCUGGUCGUGAAUACGAUGGGUGCGGCGCAUUUGCUGUACUUGACCAUGCGCAGUUUUGUGUUGAAAGUCGACGCUGUCCUUGGUCCAUCGUCGUCGGCGCGGUCUGUGGACGAUGUCAAGCAGCUCCUCACAGAACUCCUUUCCGUGAAGCCAGGACUUACCUUUGUCGCUUCUAUGAGUGCCAUGGUGUGGUUCCUCGUCAGCUGCUUGAUGGGGUGCCAGCUCAGCCGGGUGUAUCGCAACUGCACGACCAACGAACAUUUCAAACGACAAGACCUCCAUGCUUCCCUGUGUUUGUCUGCUGGUGAUGACAAUAAUGGACGAGAUAGCGAUGCCCACCGUCCCAUUCACCUGGACCUGGCGUGGGGAGUCCUCGACCUUCCAUCCCCCCCUUCUCCAUCUCGUCCUUUUCGGCGCGCCGCGCCUAAACUGUCGGCUGAAGCUAUUGACUGGAAUCCGUACGAUGUUGGGCUUGUAAACAAUAUGCGAGAUGCGCUGUAUCCGUCGUCGAUAAAGCUAGACUAAACUGUUAAAACUGUUGUCGAUAUACCAU
Messenger RNA from Aphanomyces astaci, 1011 nucleotides. RefSeq lists its product as hypothetical. The transcript is spliced from 8 exons. The record is from RefSeq and is a predicted model, not a curated record. Gene Ontology annotation, biological process: peptidyl-L-cysteine S-palmitoylation; protein targeting to membrane. Gene Ontology annotation, cellular component: Golgi apparatus; endoplasmic reticulum. The coding region runs from base 15 to 983 and encodes 322 amino acids. NCBI's taxonomy places the organism in Eukaryota, Oomycota, Saprolegniomycetes, Saprolegniales, Verrucalvaceae. Gene Ontology annotation, molecular function: protein-cysteine S-palmitoyltransferase activity.